This is a messenger RNA of Phyllostomus discolor (pale spear-nosed bat), 831 nucleotides long. RefSeq names its product SEC11 homolog C, signal peptidase complex subunit (gene SEC11C). Gene Ontology annotation, molecular function: serine-type endopeptidase activity. The transcript has 6 exons. The record is from RefSeq and is a predicted model, not a curated record. NCBI's taxonomy places the organism in Eukaryota, Metazoa, Chordata, Mammalia, Chiroptera, Phyllostomidae. Gene Ontology annotation, cellular component: signal peptidase complex; membrane. Bases 103 to 681 code for a protein of 192 amino acids.
CCAGCAAGCCCAAGGGGCUGGUGGGCGGGGGCCCAGCCGGAGCUCCGCAGCUGUCAGUGUGUCCUGGAGCCUGCGGGCCCCCCUUGGCCCCGAGACCCCGGCAUGGUGCGCGCGGCCGCGGUGGGGUCGUCUCUCCCCGCGUCUGGCUUGGACAUGUUCGGGGACUUGAGAAAGAUGAACAAGCGCCAGCUCUAUUACCAGGUGUUAAACUUCGCCAUGAUCGUGUCUUCUGCGCUCAUGAUCUGGAAGGGCCUGAUCGUCCUGACCGGCAGCGAGAGCCCCAUCGUGGUGGUGCUGAGCGGCAGCAUGGAGCCGGCCUUCCACAGGGGCGACCUUCUGUUCCUCACGAACUUCCAGGAAGACCCGAUCCGGGCCGGCGAAAUCGUGGUGUUCAAGGUGGAGGGCCGAGACAUUCCCAUAGUUCACAGAGUGAUCAAAGUUCACGAAAAAGAUAACGGGGACAUCAAGUUUCUGACCAAAGGCGACAACAACGAGGUCGACGACAGAGGCCUGUACAAGGAGGGCCAGAACUGGCUGGAGAAGAAGGACGUGGUGGGCAGAGCCCGGGGGUUUUUACCAUAUGUUGGUAUGGUCACCAUAAUAAUGAAUGACUAUCCAAAAUUCAAGUACGCUCUUUUGGCCGUGAUGGGUGCGUACGUGUUACUGAAACGGGAAUCCUAAAAGGAGAAGCGGUUCCUGGGACCAGAUUGAAAUGGAUUCUACUGAAAAAGAGAAAAACUAAUAUAUUCGGAAUGUUCCACUUUCUGUAUAAAAGGGAAACAAUGUGGGGACGUUUGUGUCUUGUCCAAAUAAACGACUCCUCGGUACAGA